Messenger RNA from Lathyrus sativus (Indian pea), 894 nucleotides. Lineage: Eukaryota; Viridiplantae; Streptophyta; Magnoliopsida; Fabales; Fabaceae. The record is from the annotation of a GenBank genome assembly.
AUGCGGAGCAUCUUUCUCCUUUUCCUCAUUUCAGGCGUCUUCAGGUAUUCAUCGGCCGAACAAGGGUUUUGCUCUGCACCUUCUACACUUAGCACGGAAUCAAAAUCUAAGCCUCUUUAUUCGAAAAUUUACGAAUCCAUUCUAUCUCCUCUCGACCUUCAAAAUUUGCCUGGGUUUACACGCAGUGUUUAUAAGAGAGAUCAUGCUUUGAUAUCACCAGAAAGUCAUGUUUAUGGCCCUUUGCCUGACUGGAUCGAUACAUUGGGGGCAUAUGUAAUUUCACCUGAAAUGGGCUCACACUUUGUAAUGUACAUAGCAAAAUUGAAAGAAAAUUCAAGAUCAGGACUACCUUUGCAUGAUGUAGAGAGAUUCAUCUUUGUGCUCCAUGGUGCUGUCACAGUCACCAGUGCUCAUGGUGUGAGCCAUGUACUAAAGGUGGAUUCAUAUGCUUAUUUUCCUCCUAAUUUUGAACAUUCAAUUGAAUCCGACACUCCUGCUAUUAUUGUGGUAUUUGAACGGAGGUAUGCUCAGCUGGCAAAUCAUGUCCCAGAGCCACUAGUUAAUUCGACGGAUAAGCAGCCACUUCUUGAAACUCCUGGGGAGGUUUUUGAACUGCGAAAGCUACUUCCAUCAUCUUUGGCAUAUGACUUCAAUAUACAUAUAAUGGAUUUUCAGCCUGGAGAAUUUCUUAAUGUUAAGGAGGUCCAUUAUAACCAACAUGGAUUGCUGCUAUUGGAAGGCGAAGGCAUUUAUCGUUUGGGUGAUAGUUGGUACCCAGUUCAGGCGGGUGAUGUUAUUUGGAUGGCACCAUUCGUCCCACAAUGGUAUGCUGCACUGGGAAAAACUCCAACACGAUAUCUUCUGUACAAAGACGUAAACAGAAGCCCGUUAUAG